Molecule: messenger RNA, 441 nt
Organism: Lactuca virosa
Lineage: Eukaryota; Viridiplantae; Streptophyta; Magnoliopsida; Asterales; Asteraceae
Source: the annotation of a GenBank genome assembly
AUGUGGGCCGCUACCACUCUAUCCUGCCGAGUAUGGCCUCCCGCCACAACCACCGGCAGCCAAGGUCACUUCAUCGUCUCCGCCAGGUAUUCACGACCUCGCAAGAACAUCAAUUACUUCCCCGAAGACGAAGAGGAUGAGGAAAAAGAAGAAAUAGACAGUUGGAAGCCGGAAGAAAUUGGGGAUUCAGAUGAUGUAUCAUCAUCCGUAGCGAAAAUUAGCGGAUCUGUUGUUUUGUUGGCACUGCAAAAAGCUAGUUCCCAGAAAACCUCCAAACAGAUGACAAAGAAGAUGAAGAAGAAGAAGAAGAAAGAGGUGGACGAUAAAGGAGAUGCAAUUACAGAUUACAGCGGCGUGAAGCCAUUGUGCGUAAAAAGCGAUUGGAAGGAUAAAUUGGAUGAACUCGAGACACAGCUUCAUCAACUAAUUCAUAACGCCUGA